Messenger RNA from Clunio marinus, 3562 nucleotides. The record is from the annotation of a GenBank genome assembly. NCBI's taxonomy places the organism in Eukaryota, Metazoa, Arthropoda, Insecta, Diptera, Chironomidae.
AUGGCUUUAAAAGAUAAAAGAUUGAAUAUAACACUAAUGGAAGGAAUAAAAGUUGAUCAGAUUAAUUAUGCAAGCCAUAAAACCAAAUGUCGACUUUGUUUUAAGUAUUUUGGAAUCAAUGAACAUCGCAUUCAAAUUAAUAGUCAAAUUGAAAGGAAAUUCCGGGAUGUAACUCAAACUGAUUUGAAGAUUUCGAAAGAGUAUUCCAAUGAAAUCUGUGUCAUUUGUAAUUUUCAAUUGAAAGAUUUUUUUAUCUUUAAAAGAAAUGUAAUUAUUCUUCAAAAAGGACUCUACAAAUUUUCGUCAAUUCAAAAGAAAAGUUUAAAAAAUGAUGCUAAUAUUGAAAUGGAAAAUGACACAUUAUUGGCACAUUUCAAGGAUAUUAAAAAUGAAUUAACUUCAAGCCAUCAGAAUAGCAGUACUGAAUUUAAGAUUACGGAUGGAGCAAUUGUUGAAAAAAAUAACUUAUUGAAAUAUAAUUCAGAAUCAAAUAUAGUUUUUCCAAUUGAUGUAAAAACAGAAGAAGAUUUUGCAAGGAAGACAUCGAGAGAAAAUGUUAAUAAUGAAACGUGGGAUAAUAACAAAACGUUAUCUGGAGAGAUGCAAAGUAUAGAAAACUUCGAUGAGAAAAGUAAUUUGCAUUCAGAAACUCUUUUCAAGUGCGAAAAUUGUGAAGCGAGUUUUGAAUCGUAUCAAUCUUUUCAAUCUCAUAAACAUAAAAUGCAUUCAGCAGAUAUAGAUGUAACAAAAUGGCUUUGUCGUCAAUGUAACACUUUUUUCAGCGGCUCAAGAACUCUUCGUGACCAUGUAACAAUAGCUCAUUCACCCCUAAAACCGCAAAUAAAUUGUCCAGUUAAGAAUUGUUCAAAAACAUUCCUCACUAUUAAACGUCUGAAGGCUCAUAUGAAAGUACAUGACAAUGAUGCAAAAGAAAUGUGUCCAGAAUGUGGUUUACUGGUUACGAAUAAGCACAAUUUAGAGAAGCACAUAAAAAGAGUUCAUCUGAAGUUACGCAAUUUUUUCUGUGAUCUUUGCGGCUACAGUGCCACUUUUAAACACAGCAUUGUAUCACAUAUGAUAAGUCAUAUUGAUCCUAAUGAACGUCGUAAAUGGCGUUGCGAUUUGUGCAGUUUCAUUUCUGUCUCCAAACAAUCCUUGCGAGCUCAUAAAAAUUAUGAACAUUCAGGAAUUAUCUACACAUGCCAUUGCGGAAAAGGAUUCAAUCAAAGAGCAUCUCUUUCAACUCACAUAAAAUGUGUUCAUCAUAAGAUUAAGGAUCAUCUAUGUAAUAUUUGCGGGAAAUCAUAUUUUACCAGAAAAGAUUUACAAAAUCAUAAAAAAUCCCAACAUAUGGAAAGAGAUAUGCCUUGCGAAAUUUGUGGAAAAAUGUUUGCAACGCAGAAACAUUUAACGAGACAUAAAAUGCAUCAUGAAGAGCCCAGAUACAAAUGUCCAUAUGAAGGAUGUCAUAAAGCUUUUAUUGACAGACCAAAGCUUAAAGAUCACACAAAGCUUCAUGAAAAUAAACGUGAUAAUCUUUGUCAUCUUUGUGAAAAAAGUUACUUUCAUCAAAAGGAUUUAAAACGUCAUUUAGACGUUGCCCAUAAGCAAACCAUUUUCCAUUGUGAACUUUGUACUUUUACAAUAAGCAGAAAAGAUUAUUUACGUAAUCAUUUAAAUAUUGCUCAUAAACAUCUGAGUCUCGAGGAGAAAAAUGAAGUUUUAGCUCGUACAAAAGUUACAAGAAAUGCAGUUUAAGUUAAUAAUAAAUUCUUUCUAACCCAUGUGAAACAUUUUUUCUCAUGAAUUUAAAUAGAACAUUUAAGCUUUAAUCUAAAGUCUUCUGUCUUGACAUUUUUCAGAAAAGUAAAAAAAAUCUUUAAAAUAAAUUUGUAACUUCAUAAAUAAAGAUUUAUUCUAUUUUAAUUAUCCAUAAAUUUUAUUUAGAUAUCUAUUAUUUUAUAAAAUAUUUAAAAAUAAAUUCAGCAUAUGAACUUGAGAUUGCUUCCAAAAUUUAUUGAAAAAACGAAAUUUUGCUACAUGAAUCAUUUUUUUGCUUCUUCUUUUAAUGAGAAAAUGAUAGCUUAAAUUAUUUAUGUAUGUAAAUUUACGAGAACUCUUUUUUUCUUCGUAAAAUCAUGAUUUCUAUUUACUUCUUAGAAUGAAAGAAAAGAAAUGUUCAUGACUCAUUAUCAUGGUAUGAAGCAUCAUGACUCAUAUCAUCAUUUUGUCUGAUUAAUUUUUGACGACAGCUUUCUUCUUACGUUGCACUAAGAUCUCAUAAAAUGGAUUGUGAGCUAUCGAGUGUGUCAGACAUUUAAUCCAUUCAUUCUUCUCUUCGACGGUAGCUGCUGACAUUCGAUAAACAGUAUGUUUGCCUUCAACAACUUUUCCUUCAGAGUCAGUUUUGCAUGCUUUUAUAAUUUCAGCUCCACCACCUGCGUACAACUCAAAACAAUGAGGUUUGCUUUUGUCAGCAACUUUACAUUCACGAACCAAGAUGUUUUCUAAUGGUAUAAUUCCCCGUGGUUCUUUAUCCGUUGUAUAUUCAAAAUAAUACAAACAAUUAUCAUUAAGGAUGAACCAUCGUCUUUUCCAACUUUUGUAACGCCCUCCUUGUUUCCAUAGCCAGCCUUCUUUAUCAGGAUUGAAAAACGUAUGCAUCAAGUCGUUGCCAUCAUCUUGUGGAAUCUUAAAUGGCUCUGUACGAAUAGACUCGUAAAGUGACUCCAAAAGUUCACGAGGUAAAUCUCCUCCGUUGUUAAUACCACGGUUCAUUGAAAUGAACUGCUCCACAGUUGGCUUAUCCUUAACUGAUGGAUUGUGAAGUGAAGUAUUUAACAUAAUAAUAGCGAAACUUAAUACGUAACAUGUAUCCGUGUUAGUGAAAAUGUCUGGAUUCAAUUGACAGUAACGUUGUGCAAAGCAUUCCAUCAUUCUAUCGAUUUUCUGUGCUUCUCCAGGCAGUCGAAAACUCCACAAAAACUGUCUUAGAGCUUGUACAAGGAUGAGAUUUGUGAAAUCAUGAAGUUCUACGAAGGCCUUCAGUACUUGUUCAUUGAAAGGUUUUUUCUCUCCUAAAUAGUCGCCAAUAGCAGUUUUAUUAAGACCUUCACCUUUAUAAAGAAACUGGGCAACAUCUUGAGCAUCAAUUUUCAAAAGAUGGUUCUCAUAGAGAUAUUCAAUUCCUUUCUUCGGAUCCAUAUUGAAUUUUUUCCGUCCAAUUGACAUUUGUUUCUCUUUAGUUGAAUGUUUGUUUUCAGAAUCAUGAGAUUCCAUUUCCUGAACGACUUCACAUAACUCAUCUUUGAUUUGUUGGAUUUCAAGUAGCAACUCUUGUUUUCUUCUGCGAAGUUCUAUAACCAGUUUUUGUUGUUCGGGUGUCAAAUCUUGUCCUAUUUCCUUGUUUCCAGAAUACAUUGUGAAUAAUAAAUUAUUUUCUAUCAAACUAACCAUAGUUUUUCAUAACUUCAGCUUUCUUAAUUCAUUCAAAAUGCGUUAUGGAAGGAUAAAAAAAUGUUUUUUAUUUUCUUUAUUUACAAUUCACGGACAUUUUUUAUAU